UGUUUCUUUCGAAGUAAACUAUCAUAUCAAAAAUUCAUUUUUUGUCAAAACAGUGACAGAUAAUUAUGGCGUCUAAAGUUACUUUUAAAAUAACUCUUACCUCUGAUCCAAAACUUCCAUUUAAAGUACUUAGUGUACCAGAUAAUACACCUUUCACUGCUGUUUUAAAAUUUGCUGCUGAAGAAUUUAAAGUAUCUCCAUCAACAUCUGCAAUAAUCACAGAUGAUGGAAUAGGAAUUAAUCCACAGCAAACAGCAGGAAACAUUUUUCUUAAACAUGGCUCUGAACUCAGAUUAAUUCCUAGAGAUCGUGUUGGAUAUGGUAGAUGAUUUGCACAAGUUCUCAUAAUUCAAUACAUUGAUUUUUCAAAAUUUUCAUCUAUAUAUAAAUUAUU
Molecule: messenger RNA, 394 nt
Organism: Eufriesea mexicana
Lineage: Eukaryota; Metazoa; Arthropoda; Insecta; Hymenoptera; Apidae
Gene: Ufm1
Product: Ubiquitin-fold modifier 1
Exons: 4
Coding region: 66-329 (87 amino acids)
Biological process (GO): protein K69-linked ufmylation
Cellular component (GO): cytoplasm; nucleus
Source: RefSeq, a predicted model, not a curated record